Molecule: messenger RNA, 732 nt
Organism: Penicillium chermesinum
Lineage: Eukaryota; Fungi; Ascomycota; Eurotiomycetes; Eurotiales; Aspergillaceae
Product: Frag1/DRAM/Sfk1 family protein
Exons: 5
Coding region: 1-732 (243 amino acids)
Cellular component (GO): plasma membrane
Source: RefSeq, a predicted model, not a curated record
AUGCUCGCCCAUAUCCUCUGGUUGUUUCCGAUAAUCUCUGCGUCGACAUGGCUAACCAUGCUGUGCUCGAUGCUUGGGCACUGGGUGACUCUCGGGGAGCCACGGUAUGGGAGGAUGAGGCCUGGACAGACAAUACCGUUCAUUUCGGACAUUGGCGCAGGAGAAUAUAAACCGAUUUUCAUGACUGGCAGCAUCGUUUCCAUGUUCUUCCUCAACCUCUCUUUCUACCAAUUCUUGCAGCGAAAGGCACACGGAAGCCAAGCCUGCACAUAUCUCUCGUUUAUUUUUUCGAUCAUUGGGAGUCUUGGUCUGGUACUGCUCUCUUUCUUUGAUAAUCUGGAUUAUCUGUCUAUCCACGAUAGCCUCGUCGCGGUCUUCAUGACUGGUUUUCUUCUUAGCGCCGCCAUUAUUUGCAUAGAAUACUUUUACUACAGGAUGUCAGACAAAAUAUACGAUCCAGCCCUGGUGACCAGUUUCGCAAUCAAGUCUUCGUUUGUGAUUGUUGAGCUUGUGUUCAUAUUUGCAUUUCGAGUCACCGCUGCGGUCGGAGAUGCGCAGAAGAAUGCAGCUGCUGUUUUAGAAUGGGUCGUUGCUUUCAUUUUCACGGGGUAUAUAAUUUCUUUUGCGGUUGACCUCAGACCCUCUCCCGCUCUCGAUAAACGAACGGACACCCAUCACGAGUACCAGCAGCUAGAGAUGGAUAUGGGUCCGAUCAGCAGAAUAAUGAUCUAG